Messenger RNA from Paramuricea clavata, 396 nucleotides. Lineage: Eukaryota; Metazoa; Cnidaria; Anthozoa; Malacalcyonacea; Plexauridae. The record is from the annotation of a GenBank genome assembly.
AUGUACGAAGGUCGUCAAAUCCAGACCAUUAUAGUUCCCUGGUUCAAUGAUGAUAUUAAAAUUGAAAUGCGAGAAAAGAGAAAAGCCGAGCGAAAAUGGCGCCGUACUGACCACACUAAAGACAUGAAGAACUAUAAAAUUACGAAGAAUAAUACGAGCAAGCUAAUGAACGAAGCUUGUCGGCAAUUUUACAAGAACUUCAUUGAGGCAAAUAACUCUAAUCAACAUAAAUUAUUCGCAGCCGCGAAGAAAUUACUUAAUCAUGGUGACAAAAGAGUUUCAUUCCCUCCUUCUGUUGAUAAACUUCAAUUCGCUAACCAAAUGGGUACUUACUUCGUUGAAAAAAUUAAUAAUAUUGACACUAAUCUUGAAAAUAUGGGUCACGAUUUAUCCUAG